AUGGAGGUUGAGGAAGCCAGCACCUCUAGCUCAUCGAAUCCACACGUGCAUGGCCUUGUCAUUUAUACAGUCUUUGUCCUUCGCGUGCUCGUAGACAUGUUUUCAUUCAAUUGCCCUUCCGUCAUCCAUUACACCUCCAUCGCCGCCACAUUAAUCGGCGGAGAAUGUAAAUCAGGGGUUAAAACAGUUUCAGCUCAUCAGCUAUAUGCCUGCCUCUUGCCUGCACAAGUAGAGUACUUCAAGUACUAUGUUACUGUUCCACUAGCCAUGUACGCAGAGGGGCCGGGAAAGGGUGUAGACGGGGGGACGAGGAAGAAGAGACAAUUUGGCGAAGAUGAGUGGAGAGUUAUGGCAUUGAAAGGGGUUGAAGCCCACCAAAAGAACAGGAAAGACAAGUGGGCACAUUGCCACAGCCAACAAGAAAAGAAGAAGAAGAAAACAGAGGACAUUGGGGGUGAGAAGUGGAGUUCUUUUGGGCCUAGGGUUAAGGUGAAGAAGAGGACAACAGCAUAUAAGUUUGGGAGAAUAUUAAUUAACUGA
Dovyalis caffra is the source of this 540-nucleotide messenger RNA. NCBI's taxonomy places the organism in Eukaryota, Viridiplantae, Streptophyta, Magnoliopsida, Malpighiales, Salicaceae. The record is from the annotation of a GenBank genome assembly.